AUGUGCUAUGGUGUGUUCCCAAGGGCACGGGUGUCCUCUCUGUUCUUCCAUGUCUCUGCUAGAUUACUGGCCCUCUUCACCCCCCAACAUCACAAAUAUUGUAGUGCAGCAAUUGCUGGAGCGGAUCAAGCAGUGGGAAAGGAAAUGAUACCGUUUGAAGCCCUCGCCUUGGGCAUUGGACAGAUGUUUUGUGUAGUGGUGGUUUCCUUUUUAUAG
Messenger RNA from Molossus molossus (Pallas's mastiff bat), 216 nucleotides. RefSeq names its product transmembrane protein 170A-like. The record is from RefSeq and is a predicted model, not a curated record. The transcript is spliced from 2 exons. Gene Ontology annotation, cellular component: endoplasmic reticulum membrane. Gene Ontology annotation, biological process: endoplasmic reticulum tubular network organization. NCBI's taxonomy places the organism in Eukaryota, Metazoa, Chordata, Mammalia, Chiroptera, Molossidae. The coding region runs from base 1 to 216 and encodes 71 amino acids.